AGCUUGUCAGAUACAUUGUGCCAUUUCAGGUUGUGGAGUCUUUGUGGGAAAAUCCGCAUACCGGGAUUGCAGGCUGUUUUAUGAAAAGAGCUUUGGUUAUUUAAUGACAAGUAUUGAUCGAAUGAACUACCGGAUAUAAAUCUGCUCUUUCUACUGAGUCAAGAAAAGAUAAAAAACUAUAUCUCCUGAUUCCAUUGCCGGGAGAAAGAGGGAACUUCGGCUAUUGUUUCGUUCAAAACAAGUAAAGAAGAUCGUUGCAGAACUGCCCUCUAUUGGAUAUCAUCUGCAGCCGAGGACGCGCAUCAUUCAGAAUAACUAUCCGUUGUAUUUUCUAGAACUUGUCAUUGAGACGUCGAGCACCUCCCGCCCCCUCGCCUCUAUUCCAAAAUACUAGAGGGGGGUUAGGCAGCGGAGAGCUGCAGCACUGGAUGAAACACGGGAUUCAAGGUAGACUGAGGAUAGCCUGCUGCCUGAUUCCACCACUAUAUAAACCUCUAUUUGGACGCUUUAUAUUCAGUCACCUAACUCCGGUAAAGAACGCAUCAUCUCGGUUGUUCGGUUGUGCGUAAAUUGCGCCGUGGAUAUCUUUCCAGCUCGCGGGAGAUCCGCUCAUCGAUCUACGGUCCGUUCCACCGUUUCGAGUUGCGUAGUUCAGAGCUACUGAACGUAGGGAUAACUAGUCAGUUAAGUAUUGGCGCUUUCCACGUCGGGCUCGCAUUAAUUCAUUAGUUUGAAAGUAGUUUUCACAUCGACUUCGCGUCUCAAGGUAACGGCGUAUUCCGAACCAACGGACGGACUGGAAGUUGCAUGCCUGGUGUAAAUCAUCUGGACUGAACAUAUUCCAUCCACUCGGGGGAAGCUAUCACAGAGGUCCGGAGAGUUGGAAGUGCCAUGACGAUGUUGGCGAGUGUUUGGAUUGUCCUCCUGGCUGUCAAUAUACAAGCUGGAGAUGGACAGAGUGUCCAGAUGGACUCCAUUAAGUCAGGCUUCGUGGGCUCCCAGGUGGAGCUGCGUUGUAUCUUCGUUAACUCCAACCCCCCGGUCAAGAUCUCUCAGGUGACAUGGCAGAAGUUCCUGAACGGCACCAAACAGAACGUGGCCAUCGCCAACCCGUCGCUGGGUGUCUCCGUGCUCCCGCCCUUCAAGGAGAGGGUGACCUUCAAGCAGGCGGCGGUCCGCCACCGCACCCCAUCUCUGGAGGACACCACCAUCAUGUUCUCCAACCUGAGGCUGUCUGAUGAGGCUGCAUACAUCUGCGAGUACACCACCUUCCCUGCUGGGAACCGAGAGAACAUGGUCAACCUCACCGUGUUUGCCCGACCUCUGACCCGAAUGACCUUGACCACGCCCACCAUCGUGGCCCGCCCCCAGAAACGUAAGAUGACCGUGGCGACGUGCCUCUCGGCCAAUGGGAAGCCUCAGAGCGUGAUCAAGUGGGACACGCGGCUGAAGGGCGAGGCCACAUUCCAGGAGACGCAGAACAGCAACGGCACGGUGACCGUCCGCAGUAACUAUGUGGUCGUGCCGAGCAGAGAGACACACAAACAGAAACUCACCUGCAUCGUAACCUACCGCAACGAGAGGAUUACGGACAGUGUCGUGCUCAACGUGCAGUAUGAACCGGAGGUGAAGAUCGAGGGUUUUGAUGGUAACUGGUACCUGAACCGUCAGGACGUCAGCCUCACCUGCAACACUGACGCUAACCCCCCUGUCACCGUCUACCAGUGGAAACUGUUGAAUGGAUCUCUUCCCAGCACCGUGGAGAUUCGUAACAACUCUCUGAUCUUCAAGGGGGCAGUGACCUACGAGUUAGCUGGAACAUACGUGUGCGAUGCCACCAAUGGGAUCGGGACUCGUACAGGUCUGGUCGAGGUUAACGUCACUGAGAAGCCGAUGGCCCGGGGUCCUCCUGGAGGAAUAUUGGGGGUGCUGGGAGGGGUUGUAGCCGCUGGUCUCCUCAUCGCCGUGGCUGUCACAGUCUUCAUGGUUUACCGGCGGCAGCAGAAGACACGCACCGAGACUGACAAUGACCUGACCGACCUCCCGCCCGCCCACAAGCCGGCCCCUCCCCCGCCCAAAAAGAAGAGCAGCGAUUUGAAGGGCCACUUGACAUCCGAUGACAUCCAGGUGGUUCAUCUGGACAAGGGCGAGGACAUGCAGAAGCUUCCUCUCCAGCCUCCCUACUACGAUAUGGCGCCCUCCGAGUCAACCCCUUUCACUGACAAGCCGAACUCUGACCACAAGGACUGUGAUGUCCAGUAUGCGGAGCUGGAUACUGCGGCUCUGGCCUCCUCUCCCAGCCCACGAAGCUCAGUUCAAACUGCCGGGGACCUUGUCGAGUAUGCAACCAUCCAGUCUAGCUCCCACUAGCGCAUGCCAUUAUAGGCCUUUUCCCUCCGACUCUGGCCUCAAGAACUGUGGGUGGCAAGAACCAUCCAACCCGGCUGAACAUGUGAGCUACCAUCGAGUCUACAACAAGGAACACUGUCUCGAGUCACAACCAACUCAGGCCUACCCCCCUCCUGUUACCUUCUUACCCCAGAACCCCUACACACAUCCUCUCUCCAACAACCCCCUGUACCCCGCCAGCUACCCCGCCCAAGGCCAAGGUCAGGGCGAGGCGCCACGGCCCCUCUUCCCUAAGGAGCAGUCCGUGUGAACCCCUGAAAU
Molecule: messenger RNA, 2670 nt
Organism: Salmo salar (Atlantic salmon)
Lineage: Eukaryota; Metazoa; Chordata; Actinopteri; Salmoniformes; Salmonidae
Product: nectin 1b
Biological process (GO): protein localization to cell junction; homophilic cell-cell adhesion; heterophilic cell-cell adhesion
Cellular component (GO): adherens junction
Source: RefSeq, a predicted model, not a curated record